Messenger RNA from Cuscuta campestris, 2256 nucleotides. NCBI's taxonomy places the organism in Eukaryota, Viridiplantae, Streptophyta, Magnoliopsida, Solanales, Convolvulaceae. The record is from the annotation of a GenBank genome assembly.
AUAAGUGAAUUAUCCAAAUUCGGGUCACCCUUUUCUGUGUCGAUAAAGAUGUUCUAAAGAAUAAUGGAAAGCCCCUUAUAUUCCAAGAUUCGCCCGACCCGGGAGGCAAAAGUGUUCACAACAAACACUCUUCACUCUCUCUUGAAUCUCCCCCGCACGGCCGCCUAAGCAUUGGGCCGUUCGGUCUACUCCAGUGCGUAGUACAGCAGUUGAGCCAGAGAGCUCCCGAGAAUCAAACGAGUCUCUGUAACCUGAAAUUUCUGGGGAGGGUAUAGAAAUGGCGAACCCUCAGAAGCCAUGGAAGGCGGAGUACGCCAAGUCCUCUCGAUCCUCCUGCAAAACCUGCAAGAACCCCAUUGACAAGGAGACGCUCAGGCUAGGCAAGAUGGUCCAGGCCACCCAAUUCGAUGGCCUCAUGCCCAUGUGGAAUCAUGCUAGCUGCAUCCUAAGAAAGGCAAAGCAGAUAAAAACCACUGAUGAUGUUGAAGGAUUAGAAUCACUUCGUUGGGAGGAUCAAGAGAAGAUUAGGAAAUAUGUAGAGAGUGAUGAGUCCUCAAGUGCCCCUACCCCAGAUGCAAUGGAAUAUGGUGUCGAAACCUCUCCAACUUCUCGUGCUACCUGUAGGUGCUGCAAUGCAAAGAUUAUGAAAGGAGAGGUCCGCAUAUCAUCAAAGGCUAAAGGUCAGGCAGCCAGGUCUUUGGCAUGGCACCAUGCUAAAUGUUUCGUGGAUAUGUCUCCUGAUAUCCAAGUCGAUAAGUUGCCGGGAUGGGAGAGCCUUCCCACCAGUGAUCAGACAGCUGUUUGCUCCCUUGUUAAGAAUUCUACUGUAAAAGUUUCCAAAGAUGAACUUUUACAAGAAUCCACAUCUACAAGUGCUAAAAGGAAGCAAUCCAGCAACAAUGACCAGAAAUCAAAGCUUGCUAAAACUGAACCCGAAACUUUUGCAAGUGAUGUUGAGAAAAAAACAUCUGAAUGGGAAAGCCAACUAAAGGCACAAACCAAAGCUCUAUGGGAUCUUAAGGAUGAGUUGAAGAAGCACGUGAGUACAGCAGAAUUACGUGAGAUGCUUGAAUGCAAUGACCAUGCUUCCACAGGAUCGGAACUUGAUUUACGAGAUAGAUGUGCUGACGGGAUGCUUUUUGGAGCGCUCACUAGAUGUCCAAUUUGUUCUGGUCACCUUUCUUAUUCAGAAGGCAAGUAUAAGUGCCAUGGCUAUUCAUCAGCAUGGAGCAAGUGCUCGUACUCUACAACUGAACCUAAACGUGUCAAUGAGAAGUGGAAAAUCCCUGAAGGGACCAGUAAUGAGUAUCUACUCAAGUGGUAUAAGUCACAAAAGACAAAGAAGAUGGCUAGAAUAAUGCCGCCAUCUUCAUGCACCUCACCAUCUACCAGCAAAGCUAUGAACAAAAUGGGCGAGUCAAUUGAAGGUGAUAAUUUAGGAGACCUAAAAGUAGCUUUUGCAGGAAUGGGCAGUGACUCUAUGGCAGAGUGGAAGAAAAAAGUUAAGGAAGCGGGUGCUCUAGUUCAUGCCAAGAUAAAGAAAGACACAAGCUGCUUAGUUGUGAGUGGAAUGCUGGAGAGCAGUGAUGCUGAGAUAAAGAAGGCAAGGAGGAUGAAACUGCCUAUUGUUCGGGAGGAUUAUUUAGUGGACUGCUUUGAGAGGAAGAAAAAACUUCCUUUUGAUAUGUACAAAGUAGAAGCUAUUGGAGAGUCACAUAGUGUGGUUACUGUCAAAGUGAAAGGGAGGAGUGCUGUACACGAGUCAUCUGGUUUACAAGACUCUGGGCAUAUCCUCGAGGCUGGAAAUAGCAUCUAUAAUACAACUUUAAGUAUGUCUGAUCUUGCAUCUGGUAUCAAUAGUUACUAUAUUCUUCAAAUCAUUGAGGAAGACAAAGGAUCAGAUUGCUAUGUGUUCAGAAAAUGGGGACGUGUUGGAAAUGAAAAAAUUGGAGGAAUCAAACUUGAUAACAUGCCAAAGUCAGAUGCCAUAUUAAAUUUCGAGCGCUUGUUUCUUGAGAAGACUGGCAAUUCAUGGGAAGCAUGGGAAGGAAAAGUAGAUUUUCAGAAGCAACCUGGCAGAUUUUAUCCAUUAGACAUUGAUUAUGGAGUUGAUAAAAACAUACAGGGCUGCUAUGAUGGAGUUCCAGAUCAAUUUGUCUGAAAUGCCACUAGGAAAGCUGAGCAAGAAUAAUAUACAAAAAGGUUUUGAGGCAUUAACGGAGAUUCAAAAUUUGCUAAUAAAGAACAAUGUUGAUC